Solanum pennellii is the source of this 2146-nucleotide messenger RNA. Its product is annotated as exocyst complex component EXO70H1-like. Gene Ontology annotation, molecular function: phosphatidylinositol-4,5-bisphosphate binding. Gene Ontology annotation, biological process: exocytosis. The coding region runs from base 116 to 2032 and encodes 638 amino acids. NCBI's taxonomy places the organism in Eukaryota, Viridiplantae, Streptophyta, Magnoliopsida, Solanales, Solanaceae. The transcript has a single exon. The record is from RefSeq and is a predicted model, not a curated record. Gene Ontology annotation, cellular component: exocyst.
UUACUCUACUCUUCAUUUAUACAUCCAAAAACUAUAAACCAAAAUUUUUUGAUUAUUUCGCUAUCGCAAUAACAAAAUCCACUCAAUUAUUUCUCAAAAAGAUAACACGAAAAUCAUGCCGAGAAAAGGAAUGAGAACACUGAAUUGGUUUUCACCAAAACACAAUUCAGCAACUGAUGUUAAUUCUCCAUCUACUUCACAAUUCUCAUCUCCUUCCCGAUUCGCCUUUUCGCCAUCCAGGCCGAGUUUUUCUGAAGCAGUGAUUGAUCGAACGAUCGAGAUGGCUGAGCAGAUGAUCACGAAAUGGGAUCCUGAUACUACCACCUUCGCGAAGGUGACUUCUCUGUUCUAUGAAAAUCGAAAAGAAGCUAAGGAUUUCAUUAAAUAUGUGAAUAAUCUACAUAAGGCUAUGCAUUUUCAUGCUAGUGAGAAUUCCAGAUCUGAUAAGCUUGUUCGUGCUCAAUCGUUGAUGCAAAUCGCGAUGAAACGACUGCAGAAGGAGUUUUAUCAGAUUUUAUCAAUUAACAGAGCACUUUUGGAUCCUGAAUCUAUAUCCACUGUGUCUUCACGUACUUCGAUAAGUACUCGAUCGAGUACCUCUGAAUUUAACGUUGAAGAUGAUGAUGAUAAUCGUGUUGCAAUUGCUGGUGAAUCUAUUAAUGAAGUUGAGGAUAUCUCUAAUGUUGUAAUGGCGGAUUUGAGAUUGAUAGCAGAGUGUAUGAUUUCUUCUGGAUAUACAAAAGAGUGCUUGCAGAUUUACAAAGUUAUACGUAAAUCGAUUAUCGAUGAAGGGAUUUAUAGAGUCGGUGUUGAGAAAUUGAGUUCUUCGCAAGUUCAUAAAAUGGAUUGGGAAGUUAUGGAUAUGAAGAUUAAGGAUUGGCUUAAUGCGGUGGAUGUAGUUAUGAAAACAUUGUUCGAUGGAGAGAAGAUUCUCUGCGAUCACGUUUUUGUUUCAAGUGAUGCAAUUAGAGAAUCGUGUUUUACUGAAAUUUCAAAAGAUGGAGCUAUGAUUCUGUUUAGCUUUCCAGAAAUUGUGGCGAAAAACAGUAAGAAGUCGCCAGAAAAAGUAUUCCGUAUGCUUGAUAUGUACAAUUCCAUCGUCGAGCACUGGACAGAGAUUGAAACUACAUUCGAAUCUGCUAUCCGAUCUCAAGCGAUGACGUCUCUCGUUAAGCUUGGUGAGUCUAUAAGGAUGGCUUUGGCUGAAUUUGAAACCGCUCUUCAAAAGGAAUCGUCUAAGACCACAGUUGCCGGCGGUGGAAUCCAUGCUCUCACUAUUGACGCAAUGAAUUACAUCAUUCUACUUGCCGAUUACAGCUACGUACUCUCUGACAUCCUUGGCGAGUCUCCUCCUCCGGCUAAAAGUUCAUUGCCUGAAUCAUAUUUCGGUAUGGCUGAUUCCGAUGAGUCUCCAGCACCGGCAAUCUCACUCCGAUUUGUUUGGUUAAUUCUCAUUCUUCUCUGCAAACUCGACGGCAAAGCAAAGCACUACAAGGACGUUUCACUCGCGUACCUCUUCUUAGCAAACAAUCUCCGAUACAUCGUCGUAAAAGUCCGUUCAUCGAAUCUCAAGUACUUGCUAGGUGAAAAUUGGAUAUCAAAACAAGAGCGAAAAAUCAAAAAGUUUGCCUCCAAUUAUGAACAACUAGGAUGGAGCCACGUAAUCCAAUCUCUACCGCGAGAACCAAACGCCUCAAUUACUCCACAACAAGUGAAAGAAAUAUUCAAGAGAUUCAAUUCAUCAUUCGAGCAAGUUCAUCGGAAGCAAUCUCUCUACGUCGUACCAAAUAGUAAGCUCCGAGAUGAUUUGAAAGUGUCGAUUGCAAGGAAAAUACUUCCGGUGUAUAGAGAGUUUUACAAUAUACAUAAAAAUACGAUAGCAAAAGAGAGAUAUUCGAGUCAUGUGAUCAAAUAUUCUCCGGAAGAUUUAGCACAUUAUUUGUCCGAUUUAUUUUUUGGACCGAUUGAAUUGGGAAGUUCAUCGUCAGUUGAGUCAUCCCCAUCACGUACAAUACCAUCACAACUGCAGUGAAAUUUUUUUUAGAGUAAUUGUUUAUUUUUCUUUCUUAUCUCAGAUGUAAUUUAUACGUAUGAUAUAUACUUGAAAUACGAUUCAUAUAAAAAAGUGUAUACAUUUGUACAAGUA